GUGAUCUAGUUCCUCAAUACUUUCGAUUGACUGACUAGCAAGGCUCGUUGUUAGUGUGGGUCCGAAUAGUGAAUAGCAUUGCUUCAUGGUUCAACUUCGGUCUCGCUGUAACUGUGCUGUGCAUACAUACGGCUGCAUUUUCGACAGAGUUGCCCUGUAGCUCUCCACGCGCGCAAGUGACAAGGAAGAGAUUUCAGCACUGGAGCUGUCCACGCAAUCUUUUUGACGACUCGCAUCACUCUUAUCACCUAUGCUAUAGGUUAUUUCGAUCACAUUUGCACUAUAGAUUUGUAAGUGAGGCUAUUUGAGUGAGUGUCACGCAUACAUAAAAUACCAUUCAAUGCAUUGUGGUAAAGAAACACGAGUAAGCUAAACCCGCACAUCGCCUACUUUUCAUUCAAUCGAAGCCUUGAAAUGCUGGGUAGCCGUGCGUGAGGCAUAAGAAAAAAGGAAUUCUCAAGUCACGGUGGAGAGUUGUCCGAUUUUUAUCUCAGUCAUGGGAGUGCUCAUGUCUAAGAAGCAUCAGGUGGAGAAGGUGCAGAAAUGCACCUCGGUCGUCUCCGCCUUUCAGGAAGGGGUAAAGGAACGUGCCCCAUCCACAACUAACCAGGAGGAAGGAUCCAAAGAGGAAAGAGAGGGGCCGACUGAAGCCUCGCCACCACCCAACCUGGAGGAGAAGGAGGAGGCAGAGCACAGAGAGGCAGACAGCAAAGCGGGGCCCUCAGGGACCUCCCAGCAGGCUGCAACUCCGGCCCCCACCAGGGACGAGUGUAAGGUCAACCAGGAGGCCUGGAAUAGGUUACGGGACGGGAAGGGGGUGGAGCCUGAGGAUCUGGACAAGACCGGCCAUCAGCUCACCCCAACUGCAUUUGUACGUCCCAAGAGAGAUGCCAACGUUGACCAGCCUAUGGAGAUAGCACUGGGACAGAGAGAGCAGCCGGUGAACGAUGAGAUGUGUGAGGUGUGUGAGGUGUGGACUGCCGACGACCUGUUUCCCUGCAGGACCUGCACACGGGUCUUCCAUGAUGGCUGUCUGAGUGAAAUGGGCUACCUGCGUCCCGAACUCCUGCAGGAGAUGAGGGAGACAGCUCACACCGCGACAGGCUGGAGCUGUUACUACUGCGACAACGUGAACCUGCUCCUGACUGAAGAGGAGAUGUACAGCCUGAUGGAAACCUUCAAGCAGUGCAAGAUCAUCCCUGAGUCGUGCCUGGUGUCAGAUGAGCUGCUGCAGUACCGCCACUUUGUGUCCAAGCAACUGUUUGAGAAGGACCUCUCUGAUGAACAGGAGGAGGAGGUGUUGGCCCAAUUCGCUGCCCUGGACCCGGAGAAGAGGGGCCAGAUCGAGUGGUCUGACUUCCUCUACCACGAGUCCCUGGAAGUGCUCAAGAAGUUCCGCACGGAGAACUCCUUGGUGCGGCUGUUGAGUGCUAAGGAGCGGGACCAUGUGCGGUCAGUGUUCAUGGGUUUGGACCUGGAUAAAGACAGUGUGGUCACAGGAGCAGAGACCCGCUGGGCCCAGCAGUCCUGGUUUCAGAAGCUCAGCAAGGAGUCCCAGUCCUGCAAUGUGAGUAUUAGCCAUGUUGGCCCAAUAUCUGACAGCAGCCCAGCCAGCUCCAGCAGUGAGAGAAGCACUCAGAAAGAUGACAGACCAGUGAGCUGGGAUGACUUCCUGAGGGAGAGUGCCAUCUACAUCCUCGCUGCCCGGCCCAACAGCUCGGCAAUGCAUAUCCGUCUGCCCCUAUAGCCCCAGCGACCUCACCUUGCCUGGGCUGGGCCCCACCAUAGAGAGAAGGCCACCCCUGGAAGUCCCUGUGUAGGACAGGUGGAGAGCCGGUACCAUUGCACUGUAGGGGAAUACUGUACCACUCAGAGACUGGACAGAAUAAGCCAUCAACAGAUCUCCUGCUUCACACCAUAGAUCAAUGACCAACUGACAGCAACAGUCAACGACCCACUGACAACAACAAUCAAUGACCUACAAGUACUUACUGAGGGUAAAAUGAUAAACAACCUGACAACACAAGCUGAUAAUCCACUGGUUAUAGAUACUCCUGAAACACAGGAUAAAAAGCAACAGCCCAUUUUCAACACAAGCCAACAAUUCACUGAUGCUUUGAAGACUCGGGGUAUCCUGGUAGGCACACAUUCCCCUAAACGAUAACUACUAUAUACAGUCAAUUUGUCAUGCUACAGUCUUACAAACCUCUGUAUGAUCAAUUCAAAUGGAUUAGAAUGGCAAUGAUAGGCUGUCUUAUGCUAUCACAUAUCCUGCUAUUGGGUAAAGCAUAAUUUUUGGAUCAGCUUCUGUAUGGUAACACUGUUUUGUAUCACUUGGCAUCAUACUUGUUGAUCAUAAAAUAGUAUCUGUCAUUUAGGGAGAUUUUGAAGCCCAUUCAAAUCUUGGUUAAUGAGUGUAUAGGACUGACCGUGCAACUGCUCCAGAUCAGCACAUGUACCAAACAGGAAUAACAGCUAUCCGCAUACAUAAUAUUAUAUAUUAAGACAUGCCAUACCUACAAGUAUAAUGACAUAUUAUUAUGCAUUAAAAAGCUGUAUUUAUUCCUAUACCCUCUAAGUUAUUUUCAGUUUUUCCACUCACUUGUUCAAGAUCCAUAUAUUUUUGAUGAUUAUGAUAUUGUAAUGGACACUAACCCAGUAUCUGGCCUGUACAUUCAGCCAUAAGUACAUUUUCUCUUGUAAUGUAGUAGUCCAACCACUGCGUAUGUAUGCUAUGACAAAGUAGAAUUAUCUGCUGCUGCUGCCAUUCCAAUCUUGUACUUGAACACUGCCAUUUAGAUUUGUACGGCUUUGAGGAUUAUUUAUUGGAGUUUAAAUCAUGCAUUGGAAAGGAAUAUCUCCUUAGGAUGAAGGUUGAAGCCCACGCAUUAGGCCUUCAUGAUACUUGCAUAAGCAUUGCUUCAGACCUGGCUUUGUGGACAUAACAGUUUGCCUUAGUUAGGGGAACAUGUUGAUACAUUUUCCAAGGUCCUGUAGUAUGUCAUGUUUAUGCGUAUGUAAUGAAGGUCCACUUGUCUGGUAUCCUGGCCUGAAGUAGGUCAUUACUUGAAUCCUAAGAGGGUAAAGGCUUUGGAAUUAUGUGACAGUGCGGAAAUAAAUGAAUGGCAUU
This is a messenger RNA of Oncorhynchus nerka (sockeye salmon), 3130 nucleotides long. Its product is annotated as PHD finger protein 24-like. Gene Ontology annotation, cellular component: nucleus; cytoplasm. The record is from RefSeq and is a predicted model, not a curated record. The coding region runs from base 497 to 1747 and encodes 416 amino acids. The transcript has 8 exons. Lineage: Eukaryota; Metazoa; Chordata; Actinopteri; Salmoniformes; Salmonidae. Gene Ontology annotation, molecular function: transcription corepressor activity.